Molecule: messenger RNA, 5235 nt
Organism: Trichosurus vulpecula (common brushtail)
Lineage: Eukaryota; Metazoa; Chordata; Mammalia; Diprotodontia; Phalangeridae
Gene: ADAMTSL3
Product: ADAMTS like 3
Exons: 29
Coding region: 1-5157 (1718 amino acids)
Biological process (GO): extracellular matrix organization
Cellular component (GO): extracellular matrix
Molecular function (GO): metalloendopeptidase activity
Source: RefSeq, a predicted model, not a curated record
AUGCUUCUCUGGGCUCCGAAUGAGAAGGCAUCAUCCCCAGUGGUGGUGACGGGAUCGCAACUGCUCUCUUCGGUGCCUCGAGCGGAAUUGGAGCGGUCUUUGGGUGGAAGAGACAGAGUACAGGUCAUCGGUGCAAGGAGGAAGUCAAGCCCUCUAAAAUCAGGAACUAUGGUCCUGUCAAAGACCUUCUGGUGGUUGGGCAUCUGGAUUGCCGUCCUCUUCUGUACAAGCUUACAGGUAAGAGCAGAGAAGUCUCCAGGGGCAUACUUCCUGCCUGAAUUUGCCCUUUCUCCCCAAGGAAGUUUCCUUGAAGAUACAACGGGGGAGCAGUUCCUCACUUACCGUUAUGAUGAUCAGACAUCAAGAAUUACACGGUCAGAUGAAGAGAAGGAUGGUGGCUGGGAUGCCUGGGGUGCCUGGAGUGAUUGUUCCCGGACCUGUGGAGGAGGAGCAUCCUACUCUCUGAGGAGAUGCUUGAAUGGAAGGAGCUGCGAAGGGCAGAAUAUUCGAUACAAAACCUGCAGCAAUAAUGACUGCCCUUCUGAUGCUGGUGAUUUCAGAGCUCAACAGUGUUCAGCCUAUAAUGAUGUCCAGUACCAAGGACACUACUAUGAAUGGCUUCCUGUCUACGAUGAUUCAGCGGCACCCUGUGCCCUUAAGUGCCAAGCUCGAGGGCAAAACUUGGUUGUGGAAUUGGCACCCAAAGUUCUUGAUGGAACUCGCUGCAACAUAGACUCCUUGGAUAUGUGUAUCAGCGGCAUUUGUCAGGCAAUAGGAUGUGAUCGACAGCUUGGGAGCAAUGCCAAAGAAGACAACUGUGGCGUCUGUGCGGGAGAUGGAUCAACAUGCAGACUUGUGAGGGGACAGUCUAAGUCACAUGUUUCUCCUGAAAAAAGGGAAGAAAAUGUGAUUGCCGUUCCACUAGGAAGUCGAAGUGUGAGGAUUACUGUGAAAGGACCAGCACACCUCUUUAUCGAGUCAAAAACCCUUCAAGGAAGCAAAGGAGAGCACAGUUUUGCUGCCCCUGGAGUUUUUGUUAUAGAAAACACUACAGUUGAAUUUCUGAGGGGGUCUGACAGGGAAACUUUUAAGAUUCCAGGACCUCUGGGAGCAGAUUUCAUCUUCAAGACCAGGUAUACCACCUCCAGAGACAGCGUGGUCCAGUUCUUCUUCUACCAACCUAUCAGUCAUCAGUGGAGACAAACUGACUUCUUUCCCUGCACUGUAACAUGUGGAGGAGGGUAUCAACUCAACUCUGCUGAAUGUGUGGAUGUUCGCCUGAAACGUGUUGUUCCUGACCACUAUUGUCAUUACUACCCUGAGAACACGAAGCCGAAGCCAAAACUGAAGGAGUGUAGCAUGGAUCCUUGCCCUUCAAGUGAUGGAUUUAAAGAGAUAAUGCCCUAUGACCACUUCCAGCCUCUUCCUCGCUGGGAACAUAAUCCUUGGACAGCAUGCUCGGUGUCCUGUGGUGGAGGGAUCCAGAGGCGGAGCUUUGUUUGUGUAGAGGAGUCCAUGCACGGAGAAAUAUUACAAGUAGAAGAAUGGAAAUGCAUGUAUGCCCCCAAGCCCAAAGUGAUGCAAACUUGCAACCUCUUUGAUUGUCCCAAAUGGAUUGCCAUGGAGUGGUCUCAGUGCACAGUGACAUGCGGUCGAGGGUUAAGAUAUCGAGUUGUCCUUUGUAUCAACCAUAAUGGACAACAUGUUGGGGGCUGCAAUCCACAACUCAAGUUACACAUCAAAGAGGAAUGUAUCAUUCCAGUCCCGUGUUAUAAACCAAAAGAAAAAAAUCCAGUGGAAGCCAAAUUACCGUGGUUUAAACAAGCCCAGGAGCUGGAAGAGACCAGAACAGCAGCAUCAGAAGAACCAACGUUUAUUCCUGAGCCUUGGUCAGCCUGCAGCACCACCUGUGGCCCAGGUAUCCAAGUCCGAGAGGUCAAGUGUCGGGUCCUGCUUACAUUCACUCAGACAGAAACAGAGCUGCCUGAGGAAGAGUGUGAAAGCCCUAAGCCAUCCACAGAACGGCCUUGCCUCCUGGAAGCAUGUGAUGAAGUCCCUGCUGCACGUGGACUGGAUUCCUCUCGGCAUGAAAAGGACAGUGAAACGAUUUAUGAUUGGGAGUACGUUGGUUUUACUCCUUGCUCAGCUACAUGUUUGGGAGGCAAACAAGAAGCCAUAGCUCGGUGUCUACACAUCCAGACACAGCAAGCUGUCAACGACACACUGUGUGACGAGGCCCAUCGUCCCCCUGCAAUGACUCAGGGUUGCAACACCGAUCCCUGUCCUCCAAGGUGGCAAACAGGGUCGUGGAGGCCAUGCUCCGCAACUUGUGGUGUGGGAAUACAGACCAGAGACGUGUACUGCCUGCAGCCCGGGGAGCCCAUUGUCCCUUCUGAAGAGUGCAAAGAUGAAAAGCCUCAUGUUUUGCAAGCUUGCAACCAAUUUGACUGUCCCCCUGGCUGGCACAUAGAAGAGUGGCAACAGUGUUCUAGGACCUGUGGUGGAGGAACUCAGUAUCGGAGGGUGACCUGUAGGCAGCUCCUGACGGAUGGCAGCUUUCUGAACCUGUCAGAUGAGUUGUGCCAAGAACCUAAAGCAUCUUCCCAUAAGUCUUGUGCCAGAACCGACUGUCCACCUCAGUUAGUUUUAGGAGAUUGGUCCAAGUGUUCUGUAAGUUGUGGUGUUGGGAUUCAGAGAAGGAAGCCCAUCUGUCAAAAGCUGACCUCCAAAGGUCGCAACAUCACGCUCAGCGGGUCACUGUGCAGGGGCCAGCUGCAUGCCCCUCUCGUAAGAUCUUGCCGGAUGACGAUGUGUAAUAUGAUAAAGCCAGAGGUUAUACCAAAAUAUGGUGGCCAAGGUCCUCAGAUCCUUGGCAUCCAAAGAGUCUACAUUCAGACAAGAGAAGAAAAACGUAUUAAUUUCACAAUAGGUGGAAGGGCCUAUCUACUUCCCAAAACAUCUGUGGUCAUCAAGUGCCCAGUAAGAAGGUUCCAAAAAUCUCUCAUCCGGUGGGAAAAAGAUGGACAGCGUUUGCAGAACUCCAAAAGGCUUGGCAUAACCAAGUCAGGUUCAAUGAAGAUUCAUAGUCUUGAAGCCAGUGACAUUGGAUUGUACCGGUGUAUUGCAGGGCCUGUGCACGAAACAUUUGUUCUUAAGCUAAUUGGUACUGACAACCGACUCAUAGAGCCCCCAGCCUUCCGAGAUCACCCCUUUGAACAUGGCAGAAUAGACCCUAAUGAAGCCAAUAGUUUGGGAGCCACAUGGCAUAAAAUGAGACAAAUAUGGAGUCAACAAAAUGAACUCUUCCUGGAUGAUGGUCAAGUUAGCGACCAGCCACUUUUGAGAGCUCUCGUACACCAUGGCAGUAAUCCAGCAGAAACUCCCAACUCCUUAGAAUUCAAGGAUAAGUGCUUAGAAGCAGCAGUCAAACAAGGAUCCUACAGUAUGGACACUGUACAGUUUGAAGAACUAAUAAAGAAUAUGAGUCAGCUUAUUGAAACUGGAGAGGUGAAUGAUGACAUUGCCUCCCAAGUGAUCUAUGAGGUGGUUGCCGAGUUAGCAAAGGUACAACCUACAAGGGAGAAAUGGAAAGGAGCCCAAGUGGAAUCUUCCACCACAAAAUUGAAUAUGAAAACUCAAAAUGUGUCUAGAGGUUUCAGCUCAAAAAACCCAAACAGGCCAACCAUCAAGCAAAAAGGACUUGCUCUUAUGAAACAAAGCAAAUUACCCCCAAUUUCAUUGAAUAAAACAAUAAAUUCGAGGAUUGGAAGUCCAGUUUUUAUUACCCAAAGUACUGAAGUCAUCAACUUGUUCUGUGACCUUGUUAAAACUAAUGAGGCUAAAUAUGAAUGGACCAAAGAUGGAGCAGCACUACAGCCUUCAGAAAAAAUAAUACUGGAUGGCACCAGAAAAGUACAAAUUCGGAAUCCUACAAGGGAAGAACAAGGUGUAUAUGGAUGUACUGUGGUUAAUCAUCUUGAUUCAGAAACAAAAACUUCCUCAGUGUUGUAUGCAGAGGUGCCUGUCAUCUUGACUGUUGCAAGAAAUUUCACAGAAUUGGAACAUGGCCGUCUGACUCUAAUUAUUGGUGGCACUGCCAAGGCAAGAGUGGGAGCCAACAUCACCAUUAGGUGUCCAGCAAAAGGUGUUCCUCAGCCUAAUAUUACUUGGUUAAAAAGAGGAGGAUCCCUGAGUGACAAUGCUUUCUUGCUUUUCAAUGGGUCCCUAUUGCUGAAGAAUGUUUCACUUGAAGAUGAAGGGACAUAUGUGUGCACAGCCACCAAUGCCCUUGGAAAAGCAGUGGCAUCAUCUGUUCUUCACUUGUCAGCAGAAUAUAAUUGGGAGCCUGGUGAAUGGACAUACUGCUCUGCUACCUGUGGCAACCUGGGAAGCCGCAUUCAGAGACCCCAAUGCAUGACGCCAAAAAGACAAAAAGUCAAUGAGACCUUUUGUGAUCACCUCCAGAAGCCACAGAAUCUGGUGCAGCCCUGCAACAGGCGAGACUGCCCUCCAAGGUGGCUGACAAGUAACUGGUCAGAAUGUUCUGUGUCCUGUGGUAAUGGAUUUCGGCAUCGUCAGAUAACUUGUGAACGAGUAAAAGCCAGCGGCAUCGUGCAGGCGAUGUCUCCAAAUGCUUGUGCCCAUAAAGAUCGACCUUUGGGCAGAAAACGUUGUUUGGGUCAAGCUUGUGGUGAAUGGGCAGUUCAGCUCGGGAGCCAGUGUUUGUCUGGACAGUGUUUGGGCCGUGCCCAAGAGAUGCAGCGUCUGCCUGUGCUCUGUCAGCAUCCCAAUGGGUCAGCCGUAUCUGACCUGGACUGUGAUCAAAGAAAGAGAUCCAACCUGAGGAGAAACUGUUCCUCUGAGCCAUGUGAUGUAUAUUGGCACGCUGGCCCUUGGAGACCCUGCACAGCAGCCUGUGGCAAUGGAUUUCAGUCCCGGAAAGUGGAAUGCAUACACCGGAAUAGUAGUCGACCAGUGGCGGUUCACCACUGUGGUUCUAGACAGAGACCAGUGACCUGGAAGCACUGUAAUGUCACUUCCUGCGGUAAAGGAGAAUGCAAGGACACAACUCACUACUGUACAUUUGUAAAACAUCUAAACUUGUGCUUGAUAGACCUCUACAAACAAAGGUGUUGCCAGUCUUGUCAAGAAGCAUAGUUCUGUGCAGAGUUCAUGGUGCUGCUAUGAAGAGGAGGAGGAAGUUCUUUGCAUGUAGCUGGUUCCAAAGUAUGUAUU